Molecule: messenger RNA, 2387 nt
Organism: Oncorhynchus tshawytscha (Chinook salmon)
Lineage: Eukaryota; Metazoa; Chordata; Actinopteri; Salmoniformes; Salmonidae
Product: palmitoyltransferase ZDHHC19-like
Exons: 8
Coding region: 1053-2207 (384 amino acids)
Biological process (GO): protein targeting to membrane; peptidyl-L-cysteine S-palmitoylation
Cellular component (GO): endoplasmic reticulum; Golgi apparatus
Molecular function (GO): protein-cysteine S-palmitoyltransferase activity
Source: RefSeq, a predicted model, not a curated record
UUGGUCAACCAUGGUUUAGCAGGCUGCAAAUACAUUUUGUACAUAAAUGCGGGAAUUGAAUGUGAGGCUGGGCUUUGCUGUGAUAAGAUUUUGUGUAAAAUAAUGAACUUGAAGAAUUUAUCUUCCCUGUAUGUUUAUUAGCUAGCUAGCCAGACAGUUUUAGAGGAAUGAUUCCAGUAAUUGUUCAAAUUAACUGCCAAUGUUUCCAACAUUCCAUUCAAACAACGUAGCCAAUCCACAGCCAGACACUAGCUGACAUCAUGAUAGGACUUAGACAAGUUGUACAUGCAACAAGUACUGAUAUUGUAUCAUAUAAUAGCACUCACAGAUUUCCAAGAAAAUGAAAAAUGUGACAUUUAUGGUCUGGUUACAUUUAUUUUAGAGGCUAUCUAUUGACAAAAUGUGUAUAAAACCUGUAUAAACUGUAUUUUUAAUUAUAUAACAAUAUUUUAGGUUGACAAUUAUAUUACACCAUUGACAAAUAUGGCUGCCAUUUUUACUCCAUUCUGGAACCUUGAGGGUUUAUCACGUAUACUCCACCUCUAGUAAUUUUAUAGGAUCUCUGGGGUCAGCACCAGAUUACUGUAACAUAAUGAUGUGGUUAGCUGAUAUGUCAAAUGUCUAUCCAAAUGUCUGAGCAGAUUGCAGAUCAAAUAAUAUCAAAUAAUAGCCUAACAUAGUAAAAAAAGCUCUGUUUACAUAUAUAUUUACUAUUUAAUAAACAAUUAAAUAACAAUCAUAGGCUUAUAUGGCUUAAUAGUGUGUGCGUUCUUUUAUUUUUUAAAUCUCGGCUAUAUAGUCUAUGUUAUUUUAAAUAGACUACCAAGUAUUUUCUAUCACGAGCUUGAGCGCGUUCUCUCAUGGUUUCCAUGACAGCAUCAUCUGUCGUUAGGAAGUGGAAAGCUGGACAGAACUACAGUCAUUGUAGCUCAAAGGAAAUAAAGCAUUUUUUAGAUUUAAAGAGUAAAGAAGACAUAUUUUUUUCUUUUUCUUCCGAAAAGUGUUUUUAAUGUUAGCUAGACACGAACCUAAAUUGGAAGUUUAGAAGGCAUAUGGACUCGGACAACGAGAAGCCGCGCAAGAAGAAGAGACGGCCGCACUGGGUUGUGAGAGGCCUCGGGCCGAGUUUUACUGCCUGCUUGGGUUUCGUAAUAAGCGUGCUGUACAUCACUUUCCCGUGCGCUUGGUUGGCUACUCAUGUUUCAGUGGCCUAUCCUGUGGCCUCUGCGAUGUUACUAACUGGGACCUUGAUAACUUUCCUGGUGUCAAGUUUCAUGGAUCCUGGCAUUCUCCACCAAGGCCCCCCAUGGCCAGGCACAGCAGAGGUGGCCUAUGUGGUAGUGAAUGGUCAGAGGUAUGAUAUGGACAGGUGCAGUAGGUGUGAGAUCUACCUUCCCCCUGCUGCAUGGCACUGCCGUCGCUGCAAUGCAUGUGUGGACCGGUUCGACCACCACUGUGAGUGGCUGAAUAACUGCGUGGGGAGACGUAACUACCGUGUGUUCCUGCUCUUCCUCCUUCUGCUGACGUCAUACCUGCUCCUGGUCCUCUCCUCCUCUCUGUUCUACCUCUUCCUCACCCUCCUCACCCUGCACCAGCCCUUCAGCCUUCCCCACGCCACCACUGUGGUCGUCAUGGUUACCAGCCUGGCCUGUGUGCCCUUGGUCUUGGUUAUACUCUUCAGCAACAUCAAGCUGAUCUCCAAUGGAGAGCCAUCCUCUACUAUAGAGCCCUACUUUGAGCCUGAUGAUAAGAACCCGUUUGAUCAGGGCUGCUGGAAGAACUGGACCGGCAUCCUCUGUUCCCGGACUGGACCCAGGUAUCUGGGGGCUGUGAAGCCCAGCAGAAGAGGAGACACUGAGGGGGACUGGAGCAGUCUAACCCUUCUCCAUCAGGAGGACCAGUGUUUGUACAGCUGCAGCUCAGUCCCCUGUUGUAAUACUUGUAAACAUCACAAGGUGGCGGUAGGCCCAGCCAGCCCAGGCCGUUUCAAGCACAGCACACUGAGUCUAGACAGUCUGAAGGAAGGGAGAGGGUGUCGCUGCUGCUACAGGGAAGUAGUACCAGCCCGCUGUGUGACCACAGACAAACACAGCGACAACAACAAGCCCUCACAGAGCUCUGCUGUGGAGAUCCCAGAUAUGUUGACUGUUGGUGAUGAGGACUUGGACCAGGAACGGGAUGGAGUUCUGAUCAGAGCUGCAAAGUAGCUUUACAUCCUGACCACCAGAGGGUGCUGGGUAGACAACCACACCACAACACCAGCCCCAGGCCUGGACCACCUCAACACCACACCAUAACCAACACCAGCCCCAGGCCUGGACCACCUCAACACCAUAACCAACACCAGCCCCAGGCCUGGACCACCUCAACACCAUAACCAACACCAG